Molecule: messenger RNA, 1257 nt
Organism: Colletotrichum phormii
Lineage: Eukaryota; Fungi; Ascomycota; Sordariomycetes; Glomerellales; Glomerellaceae
Product: GPR1/FUN34/YaaH-class plasma membrane protein
Exons: 5
Coding region: 118-1074 (318 amino acids)
Cellular component (GO): plasma membrane
Molecular function (GO): acetate transmembrane transporter activity
Source: RefSeq, a predicted model, not a curated record
AACAUAGUGUACCAUUUGUAUCAUUAUCCCUCUCCUCGAGCUCAUCGGUCGGUCAAUAUCCUUUGAUACCUCACUUAAUCACUCCCCCUACGAAACACCAGAAACACCACCUUCGCAAUGGAUAACAAGGAAGAUAUUCACGAAGUCCGCUCCCACUCCCACCACAACGAGCACCGCCGCCUCUCGGAGCAGCACCAACGCAUCGAUAGCCACCAUCGUCGUGUACCCAAUGGGGGCGGCUAUAACGAGUACCCAGAGGACGAAUACGUGGCGCCCCAGAUGAGCCGCGACGACGCCCUCAGGAGGAUGAAGACGGCCGGGUCAAUCUCCAUGUCGCCUGAGUUAUUUGAGAAAUUGUAUCUGUCUCCGCAGAACAACGUCAAGGGGGACCUACGCAGGACCUUUGGUAACCCGACUCCAAUCGCCAUUGUUGGAUUCCUCAUCUCAUUGACGCCUCUCGCUUGUGACUUGAUGGGUUGGAGGGGAGCAGGCGGAAGCGGUGCGGCAGGCAUCGGCUCAUACUUCUUCUUCGGCGGGCUCCUCAUGUUCGUAGGCGGUCUUCUCGAAUGGGUCCUCGGUAACACUUUCCCCUCCGUCGUCUUCCUCACCUUCUCCUCUUUCUGGUUCACCUUCGGCGCGACCCUCAACCCUUCCUUUGCCGCCUUCUCAUCGUACGCUCCCGCGAACGCGACGUCUGGGGCUGAGGGAUUGACAACGCAGGGGUUUAAUGCUAGCUUCGGCUUCAUCACACUCGCCAUGGGAAUGAUCUGCGUCGUCUUCCUCAUCUGCUCGCUCCGCACGAACAUCGUCUUCUUCGUCAUUUUCUUGACGCUCGUUGCUGCUUUCGGGUUGAUCACCGCUGCGUACUGGUUCCUUGCCAUGGAUUACACUAGCAAUGCUGCGUACGCCGCAAAACUGCUCCAGGCCGCUGGUGCUUGUGCAUUUGUGACUUGUGCCGCUGGCUGGUGGCUCAUCUUCGCCAUCCUCUUGGCUUCUCUUGACUUCCCUUUGGAGCUUCCCGUUGGAGAUCUUAGCAGAGUGAUUCGGGGCAAGAGCGAAAAAAGUCAGGUUUGAUAAUGGGUCCUUGGUAAGAGAGUAAAUGUGCCAUCGUAGGCAGAGGAACUGGCGCAGGACGGCGAAUCCCAUUUGACGAUGAUCUUGUGUCAGCAGUAUUACCUGAGCAUGCCGAAUGACUGACUCCAACGUCUGAAAUUAGCUUAAGUAUCUCUGAGAAAAAACCAUCACGCAUGUCACAUU